This is a messenger RNA of Mandrillus leucophaeus (drill), 9949 nucleotides long. It is a transcript of the gene DCHS1, whose product is annotated as dachsous cadherin-related 1. Gene Ontology annotation, molecular function: calcium ion binding. The coding region runs from base 115 to 9498 and encodes 3127 amino acids. The record is from RefSeq and is a predicted model, not a curated record. The transcript has 21 exons. Gene Ontology annotation, biological process: homophilic cell-cell adhesion. Gene Ontology annotation, cellular component: plasma membrane. NCBI's taxonomy places the organism in Eukaryota, Metazoa, Chordata, Mammalia, Primates, Cercopithecidae.
GAGUCUGAGCUGGAGCCAGGGCCCCAGUGGGACCUGACCCAAAGUCUGAGGUCAAGCUGGGCACAGAGCCUGGCCUGGAGCUGGAGCCCAAGGCACAGCUGGACUACCCUUGUCAUGCAGAAGGAGCCGGGCAUUGUGCCUUCCUGCCCUGGCAUGAAGAGCCCCAGGCCCCGCCUCCUGCUACCAUUGCUGCUGCUGCUGCUGGGAGCUGGGGUGCCAGGUGCCUGGGCUCAGGCUGGGAGCCUGGACUUGCAGAUUGAUGAGGAGCAGCCAGCAGGUACACUGAUUGGGGACAUCAGUGCGGGGCUUCCGGCAGGCACGGCAGCUCCUCUCAUGUACUUCAUCUCCGCCCAGGAGGGCAGCGGCGUGGGCACAGACCUGGCCAUUGAUGAACACAGUGGGGUUGUCCGUACAGCCCGUGUCUUGGACCGUGAGCAGCGGGACCGCUACCGCUUCACUGCAGUCACUCCUGAUGGUGCCACCGUGGAAGUUACAGUGCGAGUGGCUGACAUCAACGACCAUGCUCCAGCCUUCCCACAGGCUCGGGCUGCCCUGCAGGUACCUGAGCAUACAGCUUUUGGCACCUGCUACCCACUGGAGCCUGCUCGUGAUGCAGAUGCUGGGCAUCUGGGAACCCAGGGCUAUGCGCUAUCUGGUGAUGGGGCUGGAGAGACUUUCCGGCUGGAGACACGCCCCGGUCCAGAUGGGGCCCCAGUGCCUGAGCUGGUAGUUACUGGGGAACUGGACCGAGAGAACCGCUCACACUAUAUGCUACAGCUGGAGGCCUAUGAUGGUGGUUCACCACCCCGGAGGGCCCAGACCCUGCUGGACGUGACACUGCUGGACAUCAAUGACCAUGCUCCAGCUUUCAAUCAGAGCCGCUAUCAUGCUGUGGUGUCUGAGAGCCUGGCCCCUGGCAGUCCUGUCUUGCAGGUGUUCGCAUCUGAUGCCGAUGCUGGUGCCAAUGGGGCUGUGACUUAUGAGAUCAAUCGGAGGCAGAGCGAGGGUGACGGACCCUUCUCCAUCGACGCGCACACGGGGCUGCUUCAGUUAGAGCGGCCACUGGACUUUGAGCAACGGCGGGUCCAUGAACUGGUGGUGCAAGCACGAGAUGGUGGGGCUCACCCUGAGUUGGGCUCAGCCUUUGUGACUGUGCAUGUGCGAGAUGCCAAUGACAAUCAGCCCUCCAUGACUGUCAUCUUUCUCAGUGCAGAUGGCUCCCCCCAAGUGUCUGAGGCCGCCCCACCUGGACAGCUUGUUGCUCGCAUCUCUGUGUCAGACCCAGAUGAUGGUGACUUUGCCCAUGUCAAUGUGUCCCUGGAAGGUGGAGAGGGCCACUUUGCCCUAAGCACCCAAGACAGCGUCAUCUAUCUGGUGUGUGUGGCUCGGCGGCUGGAUCGGGAAGAGAGGGAUGCCUAUAACUUGAGGGUUACAGCCACAGACUCAGGCUCACCUCCACUGCGGGCCGAGGCUGCCUUUGUGCUGCACGUCACUGAUGUCAACGACAACGCACCUGCCUUUGACCGCCAGUUCUACCAACCUGAGCCCCUGCCUGAGGUUGCGCUGCCUGGCAGCUUUGUAGUGCGGGUGACUGCUCGGGAUCCUGACCAAGGCACCAAUGGUCAGGUCACUUACAGCCUAGCCCCUGGCGCCCACACCCACUGGUUCUCCAUUGACCCCACCUCAGGCAUUAUCACUACGGCUGCCUCACUGGACUAUGAGUUGGAACCUCAGCCACAGCUGACUGUGGUGGCCACAGAUGGUGGCCUGCCCCCUCUAGCCUCCUCUGCCACAGUUAACGUGGCCCUGCAAGAUGUGAAUGAUAAUGAGCCCCAAUUCCAGAGGACUUUCUACAAUGCCUCGCUGCCUGAGGGCACCCAGCCUGGAACUUGCUUCCUUCAGGUGACAGCCACAGAUGCGGAUAGUGGCCUAUUUGGCCUCCUCUCCUAUUCCUUGGGUGCUGGACUUGGGUCUUCCGGAUCUCCCCCAUUCCGCAUUGAUGCCCACAGCGGUGAUGUGUGCACAACCCGGACCCUGGACCGUGACCAGGGGCCCUCAAGCUUUGACUUCACAGUGACAGCUGUGGAUGGGGGAGGCCUCAAGUCCAUGGUAUAUGUGAAGGUGUUUCUGUCAGACGAGAAUGACAACCCUCCUCAGUUUUAUCCACGGGAGUAUGCUGCCAGUAUAAGUGCCCAGAGUCCACCAGGCACAGCUGUGCUGAGGGUGCGUGCCCAUGACCCUGACCAGGGGUCCCAUGGGCGACUCUCCUACCAUAUCCUGGCUGGCAAUAGCCCCCCACUUUUCGCAUUGGAUGAGCAAUCAGGGCUGUUGACAGUAGCCUGGCCCUUGGCCAGACGGGCCAACUCUGUGGUGCAGCUGGAGAUCGGGGCUCAGGAUGGAGGUGGCCUACAGGCAGAACCCAGUGCCCGAGUGAACAUCAGCAUUGUGCCUGGAACCCCCACACCACCCAUAUUUGAGCAACUACAGUAUGUUUUUUCUGUGCCAGAGGAUGUGGCACCAGGCACCAGUGUGGGCAUAGUCCAGGCACACAACCCACCAGGUCGCUUGGCACCUGUGACCCUUUCCCUAUCAGGUGGGGAUCCCCGAGGACUCUUCUCCCUAGAUGCGAUUUCGGGGCUGUUGCAAACACUUCGCCCUCUGGACCGGGAGCUACUGGGACCGGUACUGGAGCUGGAGGUGCGAGCAGGCAGUGGAGUCCCCCCAGCUUUCGCUGUAGCUCGGGUGCGUGUGCUGCUGGAUGAUGUGAAUGACAACUCCCCUGCCUUUCCUGCACCUGAAGACACGGUAUUGCUACCACCAAACACUGCCCCAGGGACUCCCAUCUAUACACUGCGGGCUCUUGACCCAGACUCAGGUGUUAACAGUCGAGUCACGUUUACCCUGCUUGCUGGGGGUGGUGGAGCCUUCACCGUGGACCCCACCACAGGCCAUGUACGGCUUAUGAGGCCUCUGGGGCCCUCAGGAGGGCCAGCCCAUGAGCUGGAGCUGGAGGCCCGGGAUGGGGGCUCCCCACCACGCACCAGCCACUUUCGACUGCGGGUGGUGGUACAGGAUGUGGGAACCCGUGGGCUGGCUCCCCAAUUCGACAGCCCUACCUACCGUGUGGACCUGCCCUCAGGCACCAUCCCUGGAACUCAGGUCCUGCAAGUGCAGGCCCAAGCACCAGAUGGGGGCCCUGUCACGUAUCACCUUGCAGCAGAGGGAGCAAGUAGCCCCUUUGGCCUGGAGCCACAGAGUGGGUGGCUAUGGGUGCGGGCAGCGCUGGACCGUGAGGCCCAGGAGUUGUACAUACUGAAGGUAAUGGCAGUGUCUGGGUCCAAAGCUGAGUUGGGGCAGCAGACAGGCACAGCCACCGUGAGGGUCAGCAUCCUCAACCAGAAUGAACACAGUCCCCGCUUGUCUGAGGAUCCCACCUUCCUGGCUGUGGCUGAGAACCAGCCCCCAGGGACCAGCGUGGGCCGAGUCUUUGCCACUGACCGAGACUCGGGACCCAAUGGACGUCUGACCUACAGCCUGCAACAGCUGUCUGAAGACAGCAAGGCCUUCCGCAUCCACCCCCAGACUGGAGAAGUGACCACACUCCAAACCCUGGACCGUGAGCAGCAGAGCACCUAUCAGCUCCUGGUGCAGGUGCAGGAUGGAGGGAGCCCAUCCCACAGCACCACAGGCACUGUGCAUGUUGCAGUGCUUGACCUCAACGACAACAGCCCCACCUUCCUGCAGGCUUCAGGAGCUGCUGCUGGCGGCCUCCCUAUACAGGUACCAGACCGCGUGCCUCCAGGAACACUGGUGACAACUCUGCAAGCGAAGGAUCCAGAUGAGGGGGAGAAUGGGACCAUCUUGUACACGCUAACUGGUCCUGGCUCAGAACUUUUCUCUCUGAACCCUCACUCAGGGGAGCUGCUCACUGCAGCUCCCCUGAUCCGAGCAGAGCGGCCCCACUAUGUGCUGACACUGAGUGCUCACGACCAAGGCAGCCCUCCUCGAAGUGCCAGCCUCCAGCUGCUGGUGCAGGUGCUUCCCUCAGCUCGCUUGGCCGAGCCGCCCCCAGACCUCGCAGAGCGGGACCCAGCGGCACCAGUGCCUGUCGUGCUGACGGUGACAGCAGCUGAGGGGCUGCAGCCCGGCUCUCUGUUGGGCUCGGUGGCACCUCCAGAGCCCGCGGGUUUGGGCGCACUCACCUACACACUGGUGGGCGGUGCCGAUCCCGAGGGCACCUUCGCGCUGGAUGCGGCCUCAGGGCGCUUGUACCUGGCGCGGCCCCUGGACUUCGAACACGUGGUAGCCCGGGACCCGGACCUGGGCGAGGCCGCACGCGUGUCCUAUCGGCUGGCAUCUGGCGGGGACGGACACUUCCGGCUGCACUCAAGCACUGGAGCGCUGUCCGUGGUGCAGCCGUUGGACCGCGAACAACGAGCUGAGCACCUACUGACAGUGGUGGCCUCAGACCACGGCUCCCCGCCGCGCUCGGCCACUCAGGUCCUGACCGUCAGUGUCGCUGACGUCAACGACGAGGCGCCUACUUUCCAGCAGCAGGAGUACAGCGUCCUCUUGCGUGAGAACAGCGCGCCUGGCACAUCUCUGCUCACCUUGCGAGCAACCGACCCCGACCUGGGGGCCAACGGGCAAGUGACUUAUGGAGGCGUCUCUAGCGGAAGCUUUUCUCUGGAUCCUGACACUGGUGUUCUCACGACUCUUCGGGCCCUUGAUCGAGAGGAGCAGGAGGAGAUCAACCUGACAGUGUAUGCCCAGGACAGGGGCUCACCUCCCCAGUUAACUCAUGCCACCAUUCGAGUGGCUGUGGAGGAUGAGAAUGACCAUGCACCAACCUUUGGGAGUACCCAUCUCUCUCUGGAGGUGCCUGAGGGCCAGGACCCCCAGACCCUUACCAUGCUUCGGGCUUCUGAUCCAGAUGUGGGAGCCAAUGGGCAGUUGCAGUACCGCAUCCUAGAUGGGGACCCAUCAGGAGCCUUUGUCCUAGACCUUGCUUCUGGAGAGUUUGGCACCAUGAGGCCACUAGACAGAGAGGUGGAGCCAGCUUUCCAGCUGAGGAUAGAGGCCCGGGAUGGAGGCCAGCCAGCUCUCAGUGCCACGCUGCUUUUGACAGUGACAGUGCUGGAUGCCAAUGACCAUGCUCCAGCCUUUCCUGUGCCUGCCUACUCUGUGGAGGUGCCGGAGGAUGUGCCUGCAGGGACCCUGCUGCUACAGCUACAGGCUCAUGACCCUGAUGCUGGAGCCAAUGGCCGUGUAACUUACUACCUGGGUGCCGGUACAGCAGGAGCCUUCCUGCUGGAGCCCAGCUCUGGAGAACUGCGCACAGCUGCAGCCUUGGACAGAGAACAGUGUCCCAGCUACACCUUUGCUGUGAGUGCAGUGGAUGGUGCAGCUGCUGGGCCCCUAAGCACCACAGUGUCUGUCACCAUCAUAGUGCGUGAUGUCAAUGACCAUGCACCCACCUUCCCCACCAGUCCUCUGCGCCUACGCCUGCCCCGCCCAGGCCCCAGCUUCAGUACCCCAACUCUGGCUCUGGCUACACUGAGAGCUGAAGAUCGUGAUGCUGGUGCCAAUGCUUCCAUUCUGUACCGACUGGCGGGCACACCACCUCCUGGCACUACUGUGGACUCUUACACUGGUGAAAUCCGUGUGGCCCGCUCUCCUGUAGCUCUAGGCACCCGGGAUCGUGUCCUAUUCAUUGUGGCCACUGAUCUUGGCCGUCCAGCUCGCUCUGCCACUGGUGUGAUCAUUGUUGGACUGCAGGGGGAAGCUGAGCGUGGACCCCGCUUUCCCCGGACUAGCAGUGAGGCUAUGAUUCGUGAGAAUGCACCCCCAGGGACUCCUAUUGUCUCCCCGAGGGCUGUCCAUGCAGGAGGCACAAAUGGACCCAUCACCUACAGCAUUCUCAGUGGAAAUGAGAAAGGGACAUUCUCCAUCCAGCCUAGUACAGGUGCCAUCACAGUUCGCUCAGCAGAGGGGCUGGACUUCGAGGUGAGUCCACGACUGCGACUGGUGCUGCAGGCAGAGAGUGGAGGAGCCUUUGCCUUCACUGUGCUGACCCUGACCCUGCAAGAUGCCAACGACAAUGCUCCCCGUUUCCUGCGGCCCCAUUACGUGGCCUUCCUUCCUGAGUCCCGGCCCUUGGAGGGGCCCCUGCUGCAGGUGGAGGCAGAUGACCUGGAUCAAGGCUCUGGAGGACAGAUUUCCUACAGUCUGGCUGCAUCCCAGCCGGCACGUGGAUUGUUCCACGUAGACCCAGCCACAGGCACUAUCACCACCACAGCCAUCCUGGACCGUGAGAUCUGGGCCGAAACACGGUUGGUACUGAUGGCCACAGACAGAGGGAGCCCAGCCCUGGUGGGCUCAGCUACCUUGACGGUGAUGGUCAUCGACACCAAUGACAACCGCCCCACCAUCCCCCAGCCCUGGGAGCUCCGAGUGUCAGAAGAUGCGUUAUUGGGCUCAGAGAUUGCACAGGUAACAGGGAAUGAUGUGGACUCAGGACCGGUGCUGUGGUAUGUGCUGAGCCCAUCUGGGCCCCAGGAUCCCUUCAGUGUUGGCCGCUAUGGAGGCCGUGUCUCCCUCACGGGGCCCCUGGACUUUGAGCAGUGUGACCGCUACCAGCUGCAGCUGCUGGCGCAUGAUGGGCCUCAUGAGGGCCGUGCCAACCUCACAGUGCUUGUGGAGGAUGUCAAUGAUAAUGCACCUGCCUUCUCACAGAGCCUCUACCAGGUAAUGCUGCUUGAGCACACACCCCCAGGCAGUGCCAUUCUCUCCGUCUCUGCCACUGAUCGGGACUCAGGUGCCAAUGGUCACAUCUCCUACCACCUGGCUUCCCCUGCUGAUGGCUUCAGUGUUGACCCCAACAAUGGGACCCUGUUCACAAUAGUGGGAACAGUGGCCUUGGGCCAUGACGGGUCAGGAGCAGUGGAUGUGGUGCUGGAAGCACGAGACCACGGGACUCCAGGCCGGGCAGCACGAGCCACAGUGCAUGUACAACUGCAGGACCAGAACGACCAUGCCCCGAGCUUCACAUUGCCACACUACCGUGUGGCUGUGACUGAGGACCUACCCCCUGGCUCCACUCUGCUCACCCUGGAGGCUACAGAUGCUGAUGGAAGCCGCACCCAUGCCGCUGUGGAGUACAGCAUCAUCAGUGGCAACUGGGGCCGAGUCUUCCAGCUGGAACCCAGGCUGGCUGAGGCUGGGGAGAGUGCUGGACCAGGCCCCCAGGCACUGGGCUGCCUGGUGUUGCUUGAACCUCUAGACUUUGAAAGCCUGACACAGUACAAUCUAACAGUGGCUGCAGCUGACCGUGGGCAGCCACCCCAAAGCUCAGUCGUGCCAGUCACUGUCACUGUACUAGAUGUCAAUGACAACCCACCUGUCUUUACCCGAGCAUCCUACCGUGUGGCAGUACCUGAGGACACACCUGUUGGAGCUGAGCUGCUGCAUGUAGAGGCCUCUGACGCUGACCCUGGCCCUCACGGCCUCGUGCGUUUCACUGUCAGCUCAGGCGACCCAUCAGGGCUCUUUGAACUGGAUGAGAGCUCAGGCACCUUGCGACUGGCCCAUGCCCUGGACUGUGAGACCCAGGCUCGACAUCAGCUUGUAGUACAGGCUGCUGACCCUGCUGGUGCACACUUUGCUUUGGCACCAGUGACAAUUGAGGUCCAGGAUGUGAAUGAUCAUGGCCCAGCCUUCCCACUGAACUUACUCAGCACCAGCCUGGCCGAGAAUCAGCCUCCAGGCACUCUCGUGACCACUCUGCAUGCAAUCGACGGGGAUGCUGGGGCUUUUGGGAAGCUCCGUUACAGCCUGUUGGAGGCCGGGCCAGGGCCUGAGGGCCGUGAGGCAUUUGCACUGAACAGCUCAACAGGGGAGUUGCGUGCACGAGUGGCCUUUGACUACGAGCACACAGAAAGCUUCCGGCUGCUGGUGGGUGCUGCCGAUGCUGGGAAUCUCUCAGCCUCUGUCACUGUGUCGGUGCUGGUGACUGGAGAGGAUGAGUAUGACCCGGUAUUUCUGGCACCAGCUUUCCACUUCCAAGUGCCUGAAGGUGCCCGGCGUGGCCACAGCUUGGGUCAUGUGCAGGCCACAGACGAGGAUGGGGGUGCUGAUGGCCUGGUUCUGUAUUCCCUUGCCACCUCUUCACCCUAUUUUGGUAUUAACCAGACUACAGGUGCCCUGUACCUGCGGGUGGACAGUCGAGCACCAGGCAGUGGAACAGCCACCACUGGGGGUGGGGGCCGGACCCGGCGGGAAGCACCACGGGAGCUGAGGCUGGAGGUGAUAGCACGGGGACCUCUGCCUGGUUCCCGGAGUGCCACAGUGCCUGUGACCGUGGAUAUCACCCACACCGCACUGGGCCUGGCACCUGACCUCAACCUGCUAUUAGUAGGGGCUGUAGCAGCCUCCUUGGGAGUUGUGGUGGUGCUUGCACUGGCAGCCCUUGUCCUAGGACUUGUUCGGGCCCGUGGCCGCAAGGCUGAGGCAGCCCCUGGCCCAAUGUCACAGGCAGCACCCCUAGCCAGUGGCUCACUGCAGAAAGUGGGCCGGGAGCCACCUAGUCCACCACCCUCUGAGCACCUCUAUCACCAGACUCUUCCCAGCUAUGGUGGGCCAGGAGCUGGAGGACCCUACCCCCGUGGUGGCUCCUUGGACCCUUCACAUUCAAGUGGCCGAGGCUCAGCAGAGGCUGCAGAGGAUGAUGAGAUCCGCAUGAUCAAUGAGUUCCCCCGUGUGGCCAGUGUGGCCUCCUCUCUGGCUGCCCGUGGCCCUGACUCAGGCAUCCAGCAGGAUGCAGAUGGACUGAGUGACACAUCCUGUGAGCCACCUGCCCCUGACACCUGGUAUAAGGGCCGAAAGGCAGGGCUACUGCUGCCAGGUGCAGGAGCCACUCUCUAUCGAGAGGAGGGGCCCCCAGCCACUGCCACAGCCUUCCUGGGGGGCUGUGGCCUGAGCCCUGCACCCACUGGGGACUAUGGCUUCCCAGCAGAUGGCAAGCCAUGUGUGGCAGGUGCACUGACAGCCAUUGUGGCCGGCGAGGAGGAGCUCCGUGGCAGCUAUAACUGGGACUACCUGCUGAGCUGGUGCCCUCAGUUCCAACCACUGGCCAGUGUCUUCACAGAGAUCGCUCGGCUCAAGGAUGAAGCUCGGCCAUGUCCCCCAGCUCCCCGUAUCGACCCACCACCCCUCAUCACUGCCGUGGCCCACCCAGGAGCCAAGUCUGUGCCCCCCAAGCCAGCAAACACAGCUGCAGCCCGGGCCAUCUUCCCACCAGCUCCUCACCGCUCCCCCAUCAGCCAUGAAGGCUCCCUGUCCUCAGCUGCCAUGUCCCCCAGCUUCUCACCCUCUCUGUCUCCUCUGGCUGCUCGCUCACCUGUUGUCUCACCAUUUGGGGUGGCCCAGGGUCCCUCAGCCUCAGCACUCAGCACAGAGUCUGGCCUGGAGCCACCUGAUGACACGGAGCUGCACAUCUAGCUGUGGCCCAGGCUGGGCCCCGACCUGGGAUGCGCAUAGUGUCCCCAAUGCAGGUCCCACUCUGAGCCUGCCCUGGGCAGCCUCGUACUAUGACUGGCUACGGGGAGGCCACCACCAGGCCCCAGCUCUCCACUCUGAACUCCCCAGCCCCCUCAGAGCACUAGGACCAUAGAAGUCCUGUUGGUCACUGACCUGUGACCAGAUCCAAUGUGGGGAGAAAUAUGAAGGAGGUAGCAGCCCUGGGUUCUCAGUGAGGGCUCCCUGCCCUGCACCAGCACCCUGAGAUGGAGCUGAGACUUUAUUUAUUGGGGGUAGGGGGAUGGAGGAGGUCCCUCCAACAUGUUUGGACCCAGCUCCUUUGGGUUCCACUGACGCCCCUGCCCCUGCCCCUGCCCAGAACCAAGUGCCAAUUCUCACUCUGGAGCCUUAAUAAACUGCAAUUUGUAUCCAG